Messenger RNA from Boleophthalmus pectinirostris (great blue-spotted mudskipper), 10760 nucleotides. It is a transcript of the gene qsox2, whose product is annotated as quiescin Q6 sulfhydryl oxidase 2. NCBI's taxonomy places the organism in Eukaryota, Metazoa, Chordata, Actinopteri, Gobiiformes, Gobiidae. Gene Ontology annotation, cellular component: Golgi membrane. The transcript has 11 exons. Bases 87 to 2222 code for a protein of 711 amino acids. Gene Ontology annotation, biological process: protein folding. The record is from RefSeq and is a predicted model, not a curated record. Gene Ontology annotation, molecular function: flavin-dependent sulfhydryl oxidase activity; protein disulfide isomerase activity.
CCUCUCCGCCGGAGCCGCACCGGAGCCGUAGCGGAGCCCCGGAGCUCACUGCCCCCCGAAGCCGCCGUGUGUUCGCCCGUCCGCGGAUGGCAGCUGCGCUAGUGAUGCCGCGGUGGUUGUUGUGGCUGCAGUCAGCGGUGCUCCUCGUCCUCGUGACCGGCCGUGAGUGCGCUGCCGCCCGCCUGUACACGGAGCAGGACCCGCUGGUGAUCCUGAGCAGGGACACGCUCCGGGCCACGCUCACCGACUCCCGCAGCGCCUGGUUGGUCCAGUUUUACUCCUCCUGGUGCGGACACUGCGUCCAGUACUCCGGCACAUGGAAAGCACUGGCCCGGGAUGUGAGAGACUGGCAGGGGGCCAUCAGUGUGGCCGUGUUCGAUUGUGCUCUGGAAGAAAACUUUGACCUGUGCAGAGAAUAUGGGAUCAAAUACUACCCCACGUUCAAGUAUUUCAAGGCCCACAGUGGAGAGGCCGAGCGAGGGACCAUCUACAGAGGGGGCGACAGGGAGAUCCCCUCGGUCAGGCGGCUCAUGGUGAACAUCCUGCAGAACCACACCAGAGACGAGAGGCCGGAGCAGUGCCCAGAGCUGCGGCCCUACAGUUCUGUGGAGCUGCUGCCGUUAUUGGGACAGAAGUCUGACCACUACACUGCCGUCAUCAUAGAAGAGCCCCAGUCCUACACCGGCCGAGAAGUGAUCCUGGACCUCCUGCAGUACUCGGGGGUCCAGGUGCACAGGGCCCUGAGCUCAGAUCGCCCUCUGCUGGACAAACUGGGAAUCACAGACCUGCCCGCGGUGUAUCUGCUGCAGCCCAACGGCACACACGGCACCAUGCACACAGAGAAGAGGCUGCGCUUCUUCUUCACGUCGCUCCUCAGAACUUUACCCGGAGUCCAGAGGAAAACCCACACCAACAGCAGUGUCCUGAACCCACAGAAGGGGGCGCUGUCUCCUUCACAGAGCAGCCAGCCCUGGAGGGACUUUGACCGGUCUCGGGUGUACGCGGCCGAUCUGGAGUCGGCGCUUCAUUACCUGUUCAGGGUGGAGCUGGCGUCUCGCAGCUCUCUGGAGGGGGAGGAGCUACAGACCUUCAAAGACCUGGUCACUCUGCUCGCCAAGCUUUAUCCAGGAGGGGGCGCCGUGGUGAAGCUCAUGGAGACGCUCUCUGAUUGGCUGCUGAGUCUCCCUCUGCAGAAGAUCCCGUAUCAGGCCGUUCUGGACCUGGUGGACAACAAGAUGAAGAUUUCCGGCGUGUUCUUGAGCUCGGAGUUGCGCUGGGUCGGCUGUCAGGGUUCUGCUCCUGGUUUCCGUGGUUACCCGUGCGCCCUCUGGACGCUGUUCCACGUGUUGGCGUCGCGCAGACAGGCGGCGCCCUCCGCCCUGCGGCACACGGCGCUGGAGGCGGAGCCGGCGCCCGUGCUCGCCGUGAUGCGCCGCUACAUCAGGACUUUCUUCGGCUGCGAGGAGUGCGGCAAAAACUUUGAGAAGGCCGCGUCGUCCAACGGCGCCGCGAAGGUCAAGAGCCCAGAAGAAGAAGUGAUGUGGCUCUGGAAGCAGCACAACGACGUCAACUACAGACUCGCCGGAUCCCUGAGCGACGACCCCAUGUUUCCCAAAGGGGCGUGGCCUCCUCCGUCCCUGUGCGCCUCCUGCCACGAGGAGAACCGCGGCCUGCACGCCUUCAACCUCCAGGAGGUCCAGCGCUUCCUGCUCCACCACUACGGCGAGAACAACCUGUCCAGGAAGUACGCCGUGGAGCCCGCCGCCGCCGUGGAGCCCGCCGCCGUCGCCACCGUGGAGACCGAAAAGAAAAAAGAAGAGGAGGAGGAGAAGAAGAAAGGAGACGAGAAGAAGCAGAAAGGAGAAGAGGAGGAGAAAGGAGACGAGGAGAGAGGAGACAAGGAGGCAGGAGGAGAGAACGACGGCGCGAAAAAGGACGCUGACGAGGCCGAGAAAGUGGACGGUCAUCACAAAGCGGCGGAAAGAGUGGAGGAGAAGGAGGAGAAGGAGGAGAAGGAGGACCGAGGCGGAGCUGCGGAGGAGCGGGCGGUGCCGGGCAGGGAAGAGGGGAAUCGAACCCUCGCCCUGGGCUUCACCAGCGUGGACAUGAGCCUGUGCCUGCUCCUCUACGUCGGCUCCUGCGUCUUCCUCAUGCUGCUUUUCUUCUUCUUCCGGGUGCGCUCGCGGCGGUGGAGGUUGCGCCCCCCGAAGUUCGCCGUGUGAAUCGCGGUAGACUCAAAAACACAAAGACUAACUGGAAAUGUAAAGAUGCACUGCGUAACUUUUCUGCCGGAGCCGCCGUCAAACGCUUUUCUUCGUAGAAAUGUUUUUUGAUUUGUCUGGAAUGUUUCACAGUGUGACUCGACUUGGACUCGAGUCAGACUUGAGUCGCUAUUUUUAGGACUUGAGACUUGACUUGAUAAAAUGGACUAAGACUUGGGACUUGGCUCGGACUUGGCUCGGACUUGAGGCCUGUGACUUGAGACGACUUGAUGCUUCUCCUAAAAAAAAUAUGUUUUUAGAAAAUACUUUUCUCUUUAAAGUUGAUAAAAGUGGUACUAAAUUUUAAAGCAACAAACUGGAACAUUUCCCUCCCACUUCUGUUUGGUGCUUUGGACUCGACUUGGACUCGACUUGGACUUGACUUGGAUUUGACUUGGAUUUGACUUGGACUUGAUUUGGACUCGAUUUGGACUUGACUUGGACUUGACUUGAACUUGAUUUGGACUUCAUUUGGACUCGACUUGGACAUGACUUGGACUUGAUUUGGACUUGACUUGGAUUUGACUUAGAUUGACUUGGACUUGACUUGGAUUUUACUUGGACUUGACUUGGACUCGACUCGGACUCGACUCGGACUUGACUUGGACUUACGGACCAGCGACGCGAGACUCGACUUGGACUCGUCUUUCUUUAACUCGGGAUUUGACUCGGACUUGAGGUCAGAGACUUGCAAAACAAUGACUUGGUCCCCCUCUGAUGACAUUAAACCUUUCUGUCGUCACGGAAACCAAACCAGACCGAGUUCCAGGUCAGGUCCGUGGAGAGGCGACCCCGCUCAACAGUCAGAACGCCUGAUUUUUGAGGUAUUUUUGAGCUGUAAAUCCACCUGUAAUUGAAUAAAUGUAAAGUCGAGCUGUUUAAAGUCACACUGUGGAACAUUCCAGGCGGAGAAAUGACAUCUCCAUAGAAACGGUGACAAACCCCGCACCAGAAAAGUUACACAAUGCACUUUUAGAUCUCGCCACUGCCGCCUGAGCCCGACUUUAGGUUCUGGGAUGAGUUUGGAUUUAAAGACGCCGUACCUGAUUUUUUUCUUCGUUUUUUUAUUUUUUUAUUUUUAAAGCAUAAAAACACAAGUGGUUCAUUUUAAAGAGUUUGCAGGGGUCCAAAGUUCUUCCUCACUUAACAUUCAAAACUAAUUUGUGUCCUAAUUACUCACCACGAUGAGUUUAUAAGUGCUUUUCUCCGACUUUCAGACAACAUUCACGAGGGAUGUAACAACAACCGAAAUAUCGUGAUUCUCAACGUCAAAAGUCUCACAAAAAGUACCGUGGAUCUUCAGUAUAUCGAAUCACAAGUCUCUCGGCUCAAAUUAAGUUAUAGAGCAGCAGUAUGGCUACGAAAGACAGAGGGAACUACAUAGACCAGGGGUGGGCAAACUACGGCCCGGGGGCCAUAUGCGGCCCUUUAAAGCUUUUAAUCCGGCCUGCCAAACUUGAAUUAAUUAUAGUAAUAAACCUUGUUAAUGUUUUAUUUUUCUGCAUUUCCGGCGUUUCCCAGUAGAUGGCGCACUACAUAUACAUUGAGGUGCAGCCAUGGAUGUAUUAAAAUAACUGGACACAGUGUUGUUGUCGCUGCCUUGAGUUGACGUAGUGACACUCACUGGUUUUACAGCAGAAAAAGUCCCCCUGGCCUGAGAGAAGAGUUUUCUCAUAGAGGCAAUGUGAUCACAAACUGCUCGUGUUCGGCUGACCUUCAACUUUCAAAAAUGUCGGAUUUUGUGGCGAUUUUUACCUGUUUUUAGAUUAUACACUUUUUCUCAGCUCAAAAUCCUUCAGUCGUCUUAAAAAACGCUUCAUAAUCAUGCGCUUCGGCUCCGCUCUGGCUCCUCUCACUCUGAUUGGUCAAAACGAUCACGUGAUACACGAGGCCGAGCUCCGUGCGUGCGUUUGCGUGCAUUGGCAUGUGCCCGCGGGAGAAAAGACGCUACUGCACAUGCUCGGUCGGCCCACCGGAGGUACCUCGCCGGGCUAAAGGCGCCAUCAUGCGCCAUUGAACUCAGCCCAUUGACUUGAAUGGGCGGCCAUUUUGGAACCUGUGGGCUUGGGUUCAUCUUAUUAUGUUGGCUGCAAUGCUUUAUGGGAAAGUGUUGUUUCGGACGAGCUAAUGACAGGAGUCAUUCUCGGUCAGUGUAUUGGGACCAUGAGUGAGGCAGAAGUGUUCAAGACGUAACACUGCUCUGUUUCUGUUCUGAACAGGGAGAAAGUGAAGUUAAAAGACUCUUGGACGACGUGUUAUGACGUCUUCACGCACAGAGGGUCAUAACAUCCAACAGAGCAGAAAGUGUUGUAGAGGAAAGAUUUAGUUGGGUCUGGGCUUGUACCGGAGCGUGUUGCAAUCGUGCGUUUUGUUCAGUGGAAAUUCAAGUUUAGGGAGAUUGGCUAAAGAAAAUAUGGUGACAGCCACAACUAGAUGGCGCCUGGAAUGUAUUUUAGAAGUGUUUGUUUUUUGGACACAUUCGCACUCAACUUUACAUUCUUGUAACCGGAUUAGAGCGUUUACAUGCACCAUGACUCAAAAAACCCGAUCGUAACCGGACACUGAUGUUCAUGUAAACCAGUGCUUCUCAAUUAUUUUCUGUCAUGCCCCCCCUAGGAAGAAUAAAACAUCUCGCGCCCCCCCCCGCGUGACUAUAGAUAGUAUCAUUUGUCUAUAAAACUGUUAUAAGUACACCUCUGCAUAACACUGUAUCCUUAUUAACGUAUAAGAGAAUAAAAGUACUGAAGUAGCAGUCACAAAGCGGGAUGAUUGUCGGCAAUAUUCGGCACGUUUUCGCUGAAAAAUCUCAAGCGGCUUAUCAGAGUGAUUGGGGUGUAAUGUAUUUAAGUGACGCCUUAAUUUAUUGGGCUUCAUGCUAUCGGCUGCCAACAUUUUUAGACACAGUAACACACCGGUCUUUCCUCGUCUCCCGCCGUAGUCACAGUGAAGCCAAGCGCUACAUACGCUUCGUCAUAUUUCCUCGUCUUAGCUUUCGGGAGAUUUUCGUUUGUCUCUUUAUCUCCGUCUCUCUCCGUCUGUCUUCUCAUCCCUGUUAAAUAUUUUUCAUGGUGUCACUUGAGGGUCUGCUACACUUCGUGUCUACACUUCAUACUCUGUGCUGUGUGCAAAGCGCACAUGCUCAGUGCAAACAAAACUCCUACACCACCGAGCGAAUGCUCCCUGCGCACACUCUGCCAAUGAGAGCGCCACUGCCACCUAAUGUAGUGGAAGUGCAAUUGCACUUUAUUCUAGGACAAUAAAAAAAUAAAAAAGCAUGUUCCCCGAGGUCAAACGCGCCCCCCUUGACGGAGCCUCGCGCCCCCCCAGGGGGGCCCGCCCCACUAUUUGAGAAGCACUGAUGUAAACACACACAUCAUGAACAAUGCACCAGAUCAAAAUCUAUUUUAUUAAUUUAAUUUUCAGUGUUUUAUACAGAUAUUUUGUUGUGAUGUUUUGUAGAGACUUUCAAUUGAAAUUCAAGCUCAGGUUUUCUACAUAUCUCAUGUUAUUUUUUUCUCUCCACUCCGUCCAUCUGCUCCUGGUCCGACCCUUCCCUCAAAUUUUAGAACCGUGUGUGGCCCCCGAGCCAAAAAGUUUGCCCACCCCUGACAUAGACCAUGAUCCUUUGCUCCGUUUCAGCGCAGACCACAAGAAGAAAUACCAGUUUUAAGCGCGUUUAAAAUCUCAAUUAUUUGUUUUUCGACAGAACCAAAAGUCUAAAAGGAAAACGUAGCGCGGUUACAGUUUUGUUUGGUUGUCGUUACAUCCCCACCAUUCACAACUAGCAUGCUAACCACCCUCUUCUUGAUAUUUAUACAAAAAAACAGAACACAGCAGGUUUAUUUUGACGUCAGGAGCUGCUCAGACCGCGUUUCUGUGCUUGGGGAGAGACGUUUUGCUCAGAUAUACGGGGAAAAUCGGGUACAGGGCCUUUUAAAGUGGAAGUCCGCAACAUUUCACGUGAAAACUCCAGGCUUUUAAAACUCUUUUACACCUUUUUUGGUGUUACGCUUCGUUGUAUUUCGGUUCUCUGCGCACUCUCACGUCACAGAAACCACAUUGUCAGAAGCAACUUGAGCAACAGCGAAGGAUUUCAAACCUCGGCAGUUUCCACGAGAGCUUUAAUUCUGAAUAAAAAUGAAUUCCACUUUCGAAAGAUCAUGAAAACACUUAAAUCCUAAUGAAAAUGAUUACCGUAUUUUCUGAACUAUAAGUCGCUCCAGAGUAGAAGUCGCACCAGCCAAAAAAUGCACAAUGAAGAAGAAAAAAACAUAUAUAAGUCACACUUUUUGGGGGAAAUUUAUUUUGUAAAAUGAGAGAACAGGAGCCGACAUUUCCUGUGUAAAGUCAAGUUGUAGUUCUAACAACAGAAGAGAGAAGAACAGACUGUUAACGUCACAUAUUUCACAGUUCUUCAGAUAAACUAUAACAUAAAAAACAGAACAAGUUUAACCAAACUCUCCAUCUCACUCCAAAUCACUAAAUCCAUUCAAAUCUUCAUCCUCGGUGUCACUUCUGAACAACUCAACCUCGACCUCCGGAGGUAAACGAAUCCAUGUGUCAUUCGUUCAUUUGUUUUUCAAAAUAAAACCAAAAAUAAGAAAAUGAAAAAAAAAAAAAAAACAACAGCUAUUUUCUUCAUUAUUUGUCUCCAAAACAAAAAAAAACCUGAAAAUUAUUCGUUUUUUCAGUUUUAGAUUUUGUGUUUAAAUGAAAAAUGGAAAAAACAGAUAACGGAUUGAACCAGACCGGGACCAGACCAGGACUGAAAACGGUUUAGCCCUGUUUGAGUCCUGGUUCAGUCCGUUAUCCUUUUUUUUUCCAUUUUUCAUUUAAACACAAAAUCGAAAACUGAAAAAAUGAAUCAUUAUCUGUUUUUUCAUUUUAGUUUUGGAGACAAAUAAUGAAGAAAAUAGCUGUUUUUUCGUUUUCUUAUUUUUUGUUUUAUUUUGAAAAAUAAAUGAAUGAAUGACACAUGGAUGUAAACAGAGCGCCGCUUCCUCUUCUGUGCCGCUGUCGUCAGAUUCAGCAUCAGUUCCAGUGAGAAUUAUUCUGGUCUUUCUGAAUCCCGACAGGAUGGUUUCGAUGUCACUGAAGGACCUCGGGUUUAGACCUCAGUUAGACCUGGAUUAGACGUCAGGUUAGACCUUGGAUUAGACCUGGUUUAGACCUCAGGUAGACCUAGACUUGGUUUAGGACAGCUUCAAGUUUAGACCUGGUUUAGACCUGGUUUAGACCUGGGUUAGACCUUGGUUAGACCUUGGGUUAGAUCUCGGGUUAGACCUUGUUUAAACCUGGAUUAGAUCUUGGUUAGACCUAGUUUAGAUCUGCCUUUGACUUGGUUUAAUCCAGGUCCUGAUUCUGAUUAUGGUUAGACCUGCUUUAGACCUCAGUUAGACCUAGACUUGGUUUAGGACAGCUUCCAGUUCAGACCUGGUUUAGUCCUGGUUAGACCUGGUUUAGACCUUGGUUUAGACGGGGGCUAGACCUGGUUAUAUUUACAGAAUUAUUCGGGUCUUUCUGAAUCUUGACAGGAUGAUUUCAGUGUCACUGAAGUCCAGACUUUGUCCAUCCAUCCAGUGACUUCAGGAAAGUUUCAUGGUUCAUCCUCCCGGUGUCACAAGUUUCUCUCUCACUCCAAACUUUCUUUCUGCUGCUCGAUUUCCGUUUUCAGCUGCAGAUUUCACGACUUGCAGCAGGACAGCGACUAUUUCUACAGGAGACGUGCGCAGUAGAGCAGUGACAGUGGUACAGACAGAGGAGUAAAAGUCGUACUAUACUAAUAUUAACACACGAGCCUAGAGCCUCUCGCUGCUGUCAAUCUGAAAAUUUUAACCCAAACCAUGAAAAAAAGUGCAACUUAUAGUCCAAAAAAUACGGUAUUCGGAAUUAAACUUAUUUCUGAAGUAAGUGUUUGGUUUAUUCUGAUUUUAAAGCCAAGUUAAUUUCUUCCUGGAUCAUGUUUCUCGUUUAUUCUUCGUAAAAAAUAAUCCCGGUCGUUCAGUUCAUGCUCAUUGUGUCGCCCUUCGAUCCGGCACCACCAGUCCCGUCUUCGGACUUUGAUCCACGUCUCUUUGGAUUUGUCAGCGGGAUGUGGGAGUGGGCUGAGGUAGAGCAGCCUCACACUCACUUUGUCUUCUUCCUCCCUUCUCCUCCUCAGCCGACAGACGUAAAGCGCGAUGAGACAAUUAUCAUUAUCAUCGGAACGACCACGGAAAAAGUUUGGAUCGUGUUUGCGUCCGUGCAGUAACGACAAACCGAGAUGACGGAAAAGCCGGUAGCAGCUGAAGUGUGUGUUUUCUUCCCAAAGAUGUAAAUCCGUAGGUGUGUCUGUCCAAUCAGAACCUUCCCGACCGCCAGACGCCGAGACACGUUAAAUAAAGACAAUUUAACGAGCUUUUAAUGAGUAAACCUCAAUUCAGAAUUAUUAUUUCCACGUAAAUGCGAAGGAGAAUAUUUUAAUUCAGAACAAUUAAUUCACAAAACGCCAAUACUCAAGGUGUCUCAAAGUGUUUUAAAAGCCUGAAUAUUUGUCUGUUUACACAUUUCCCCAGAUCCAGGUCCAGUUCUGGUUCUGGUUCUGGUCCAGCUCGAAGCACAAACACGUGGGUUCAGGGUUCACUGUUGGACGGAAUACUGAAAGAAUCACGGAUCAGAGGACUAAUCUGGAGCUCCAGUCUGGUCUGUGAGGACGGGCACCACAACUAUAAGCUGUGUGUUUGUUUUGAUUCUUUUGUUUUAAACUCGUGCCAGUGUCGAUGCUAAAACAUUUCUCGUCGUUUUUUUAUCGAAACUGGACGGACAUUUCCCCGGAGGGACUGACCGGACCCGUCUGAUCCUGGACUCUGGGUGAUCUCAGGGAAAACUGGGCGGGGCACCUGUAAAUAGUUCCGUGGCGGCCGUUUUGUGUGUUUUUAAUAAUAAAGAGUAUUUAUUGUGGAGUGGAUCAUGUGACUGUGCCAAAUGUUCCGCCCGGCGACGGCGCUGAGGUGCGUUCUGAUUGGUCAAUUCACUGGACUCUGUUCUGCUGUGAAACCGUCCGCUUCUUUUCCUUCUCAUGUCGUCGCUCACAAGAGAGACACUGUUGAUUUGGAAUAAAAAAAACAUGUUUUAAACUUUGGAGUCGUCUGUAACUGUGACAAAGUUCACUGUGGUGGAGCCGUUUAUCAAGACACAUGUGCCACGACUCAAAGGUCAAACUUCACAAACUCGAGAGCUCAGGAUAGAAAGUCCUAAACCAGGGGUGUCAAACAUAUGGCCCAGGGGCCAGAUCUGGCCCUCCGAGACCUUUAUUCUGGCCCUCGGCUGAUUUUCUACUAAAAUAUUUUAAUGAUAUUUUCUAUUAAAAUCUUGUUAAUUUUCUGUGGUGUUUAUCACAGCAGCGUCUCCAGCGUCUCUGUACGUGGCCCCUCCCACCAGAGCAGCACAAAUGAAGACUUGUGUCUUUCCAAACGCUCUUAAAGGACGAUCGUUUUGACUGUUGACCGUGACACCCUCAUCAGAAAAAUGUCCAACAUGAGAAAAGUGGAGCCGAGUGCAGGAUUUUACAACAAAAAAUGACUUAUUCCUGUUUACAAAUGUUAGGUAUCCUCAAAAAACCAUUCAGCGUGUUCUCUUAAAAAUAACCACUGGAAUCGAUCAAUUAAAAUCAAAAAGAAUUUAUUCCCUAAACAAUACAGUUCUAAUACAGAGCUCUGAGUCAGAUUCUUGUCCCUAACUGCCUAUGGUUACAGAGGUCUUAAGAUCAGGCAAUCUGACUGCCUCUGAACUAACUUAACUCAGGUUUUAUAGACAUUCAUAUGAAUAUGCAAAUAAUAUGUUGAACAGGUAACGCCUUGAAUCUUCCCUGGAGUAUCUCUGCAUUCCUUUAGGUUUAGGGAGUUGACAGCAGCCCAAUGUAAAUCACCAUAUUGUUUAGUUUCACUCCAGGCCGAACCAUCUCCACAGCUGCUGCUCUGCAAUGAAAUUCCUUAAAAAGACACAACCUUUAUCUGCAAAGGAUUACCUCAAAAACAUGCAUGUUUCACACAGUGGUGCCUUUAAACAUACAUAAGAUUUCAGUGGUUAAACAACUCAAUGUGUAAUAGUCAAACAAAUAUAUAAAUUCAAUGUUUAAUAUGCACAUGUGAUGCACUCAAGAAACUUCACCACUUGGUACAGCCUUCACAAACAAGUUCAUGUUAAAACUUUGUGUUGAAAUUGUAUUUUUCUUAAAGUUUCUGGUUGUUCAUAAUAUUAUAAUAUUUUGUAAAAGAAAGAGUUCAUCAAUUAAAAAAGAUUUCUGUAAUAGAUUUGUGUUUCUCUGCACAAAUAUUUGAACUUAUUGUUAUUUUUGGGGUUUAUAUGACAUGAGUUUUCUGAUCCGGACACUUUGGGAUCAAAGUCGGUUGGAUACGGCCCCCGGAACAACAUGAGUUUGACACCCCUGGUUUAAACAGACGUUACAGGCAAAAAUCUGCCGUGUUUGUUGUAAAUGUGCCACAUGUUUAUUCAGAGUCA